AUGUCGCCCCCAGUUGCUGCCGGUCGUGAAAAGGAGUCUAACCUGGCGAGGUUGCUCGGUUCCGGGUCUGCAGGAAUUUCAGAGCUCAUGCUUUUUCAUCCCGUUGACACCAUCGCCAAGCGCUUGAUGAGCAACGAGACGAGGGUCCAAAACAUCACUCAGCUCAACUCCGUCAUAUUCAAGGAGAAGGCAACAGCGCCGGUCUCCAAGAAGUUCUUCUCCUUGUUCCCCGGUCUUGGAUACGCUGCUGGAUACAAGGUCCUUCAGAGGAUAUACAAGUAUGGUGGACAGCCGAUCGCCCGCGAUGCCCUGACGGCCAACUUCGGAAAGGACUUUGAGAAUGCGUUUGGCAAGAAGACUGGCAAGGCCAUACUUCACUCGACGGCCGGCAGUCUCAUCGGCAUCGGAGAGAUCGUCCUGCUUCCGCUCGACGUGCUGAAGAUCAAGAGGCAGACAAACCCUGAGGCUUUCCGCGGUCGAGGUGUGCUUGCCAUCAUCAAGGACGAGGGCUUCGGGCUUUACAGGGGUUGGGGUUGGACUGCGGCCAGGAACGCACCUGGUUCAUUCGCGCUCUUCGGUGGUUCUGCAUUUGCAAAGGAGUUCCUCUUCAAGCUUGAGGACUACAACAAGGCGACGUGGUUCCAAAAUUUCGUUGCAUCCAUCGCUGGAUCAUCGGCCUCGCUGGUAGUGUCGGCGCCGCUCGAUGUUAUUAAGACGAGAAUCCAGAACAGGAACUUCGAGAACCCCGAGAGCGGUUUCCGCAUCCUGUCCAACAUGGCCAGGAAGGAGGGCUUCUCUAGCUUCUUCAAGGGCCUUGUUCCCAAGCUCCUCAUGACUGGCCCCAAGUUGACAUUCUCAUUCUGGCUGGCACAAACUCUUAUCCCAGCCUUCGAUAAGAUUCUUGCCCGCAGCUGA
Messenger RNA from Pyricularia pennisetigena, 915 nucleotides. RefSeq lists its product as uncharacterized. Bases 1 to 915 code for a protein of 304 amino acids. The transcript has 5 exons. Lineage: Eukaryota; Fungi; Ascomycota; Sordariomycetes; Magnaporthales; Pyriculariaceae. Gene Ontology annotation, cellular component: mitochondrion. The record is from RefSeq and is a predicted model, not a curated record. Gene Ontology annotation, molecular function: guanine nucleotide transmembrane transporter activity.